Culex pipiens pallens (northern house mosquito) is the source of this 1783-nucleotide messenger RNA. RefSeq lists its product as uncharacterized. The transcript has 3 exons. The coding region runs from base 92 to 1297 and encodes 401 amino acids. NCBI's taxonomy places the organism in Eukaryota, Metazoa, Arthropoda, Insecta, Diptera, Culicidae. The record is from RefSeq and is a predicted model, not a curated record.
AGGAACUCUACGGGAUUGGCUGCAAUCACAAUACGAGGGAGAACCAUGGAGACAAAAAACGAUCCAGUAUAUAACAUUCGUCAAAUUAUGCAUGGAACAGAGCUACUUCCAGUUCAGGGAUUGCAUCUACCAACAGAGGAUGGGAGCAUCGAUGGGUAACCCACUGUCACCGUUCCUGAGCGAUGUUUAUAUGGCUGCUUUGGAACACGAACUACAGACCAAAAACCUACUACCAGAACGUUGGUGGAGAUACGUGGAUGACGUCUUCUGCAUCAUCAAAAGGGAUUCACUAACAACGGUACUGGACACCAUAAACAGUGCACGCAGAAGCAUCAAGUUCACUUACGAAAUGGAAGUCGAAGGAAAGUUACCUUUCUUAGACAUCCUGAUCCUAAGAGAACCAGGUUGCCCAUCUUCGUUUUCUUUCGAGAUCUACAGGAAGCCAACAAACACCAGAAGAACAAUCCCAGCCACGUCAAACCAUUCAUUCCAACACAAGAUGGCAGCAUACCAUUAUUUUAUACAUAGGAUGACAACUUUACCCCUCAGCGAAGCAGGAAAACAAAAAGAAUUGGAGUACAUUUUUGAAACAGCGGAAAUCAACGGUUACAGCAGAACAACUAUCCAAGCAAUCAUCGAUAAGAAGGAAAGAAAACUCCACAGAACGUCACUCACAACCCUUACACCACCAGUAGAGCCACUACGAAGAGCAGCAGUAGAAUUCGACUACAGGAUAACACGCCCAUUACGACAAAAACUGGCUAAAUUCGGCAUCGAUUUAGUGUUCAGUAGUAGAAACAGCCAGUUGGAAUCCAUCUUAGGUUCAACGAAAGACCCCAUACCGACUUUAGGCAAACCCGGCAUUUACGAGGUAUCCUGCGGCCACUGUGAUAUGAGCUACAUUGGACAAACUAAGAGAUUGCUGCAAACCAGGUUGGGCGAACAUAUAGACACCGAUGUCAGAAUUGCCAAGGAGGAAAUACGGAAAGGAUUUGUCCCCCAUUUCAAGUCAGCAGUAGCCGAACACAUCAUCAAGGAGAAACAUAACAUCACAACUAGCGACGCGGUCAUCUUAAGACACAUCACGAACCCAUCGAAGCUUGCUGUCGCCGAAAGUUUGGAAAUCUUCAAGGCAGGCAACAAACGUUUACUCAACAAGGAUUCAGGUAACGGCUCAACGUGGCUGUUUAAGCUGUUACCUAUACAGGCACCAAAGAAGAACAAGGAGGUAGUACCUACAGUAACUACAAAUACGGAUACCCCAGCGAUGAACCUUCAGUCGAGAACAGAACACUGAUGAAGUCUGCAAGUAGUAGACGAAAUACGUAUCUGUCAAGAUAUUAAAAAUAUAUAGCGGAAUUAAAAGGAACAACUCGUCUCUUUGUAUUCAUUGGAGUAGUCAAUUGGUUUAGGAAAAAGGUCCUUUACGCCUUGAGAUCGGCAGCCGAGAACACGCCGAGGGACUUUCCGUUCAAGUCCGACACCUCGUACGAGCUGGUGCCCUUCUUACGGACGAUGAUGCACGGUGUGUACUGGGGUCCGAGCUUGGCGUUGUAUUGGUCUCCUGCCGACGACUGACGAAAGCUUUUUUUAUACACACGCUGACCCACAUCGAAACUUGUUCUCAACAUUCCACGCAACAUACGAAUGCAUUGACUGCGCGACACUCCUGCUGUAUUGACCUCGCGGAUGGUUAAUUCAUGCUCCAACUCAUCAUCAAGCAAAUGAUUUGCAUCCAUCGAGUAGUAUUGGGCUCGAAGAGUAUCGUGUUCCAUUUUGAAAA